Chlamydomonas reinhardtii is the source of this 2593-nucleotide messenger RNA. RefSeq lists its product as uncharacterized. The transcript is spliced from 12 exons. Gene Ontology annotation, biological process: transmembrane transport. Gene Ontology annotation, molecular function: transmembrane transporter activity. Lineage: Eukaryota; Viridiplantae; Chlorophyta; Chlorophyceae; Chlamydomonadales; Chlamydomonadaceae. The record is from RefSeq and is a predicted model, not a curated record. The coding region runs from base 283 to 1884 and encodes 533 amino acids.
CGAGUUGACUUCUGCAAGCAUUUCAAUCUGCUCAGCCUAUAUCAUAGUCCUGAACAGCUGUGAAUUAAAGAUACCUCGUACCCUCGACACGGACCUCGCGGCCUGGCGUGUGCACAGGGUUGUCGCUUCGGGCGCAGUUUGUGCGGCCUUACACAGCACACUAAGCCUUGGCAGCUUGCUCCAUCGCCGAACUCCCCGGACUCCCCGGACACAAGCGGCCCUGGACACGCCCAGUUAGUCCCUCAAGCCCUGAGCGGCGCUAGCUCGGACGCGCAUCACACCAUGGGCUCGGGGGCGCGAUGGGACGCUGCGGUGCUGUUCCUCACGCGCACCGUCCGCAUGCUCGCGUACGGGUCCACGGGGGUGGUGCUGGCGCUCUUCCUCAGCGCUGUGGGGCUGUCAGACCGCGAGAUCGGCUCGCUGCUGACUCUGACGCUGCUGGGUGACAGCGCCAUCAGCCUGUGGGUGACUCGGCAUGCAGACGGGUUGGGCCGCCGCGCCUGCCUGGCCGCCUCCUGCCUGCUCAUGGUGCUGGCGGGCGCAGUGUACGGCACGGUCCAACACCCCUCCUUCGCGCUGCUGCUGGUGGCCGCCACCGUGGGCGUGCUGUCACCCAGCGGCAAUGAGGUGGGCCCCUUCAUGGCUCUGGAGCAGGCGGUGCUGUCGGAGCUGGUACCGGCAGCCGCCCGCACACACGUGUUCGCGUGGUACAACUUGGUCGGCUACGCCAUGACAGCCAUAGGCGCGCUGGUGGCGGGGCACGCGCUCACGUGGGCGCAGGCCGCGUACGGCAUCACCGCCGUACAGGGCUACCGGUUCAUAUUCCUGCAGUACGCGGCCUCCGGCGCCGUACUACUGCUGAUGUUCUUGCUGCUAACCAACAAGGUGGAGAGGAAGGCGAAGCUGCCGGCCCCGGCCCCGGCCCCGGCCCUACAGACCCGCGGCGAUGAUGAGGAGGCCGGGCUCCGGGCACCACUACUGCCGGCCGCUGCUGACGAGGACGCCCCGGCAGCCGCAGCCGCGGCGGCCGCACACCCCGCCGCCGCCGCCGCUGCUCCUUCCGAGCCCGCAGCCGCCCCCGCUGCCGCCCCUCCUGUGCACCCGCCUCCCCAAGCCCAGCCCGCGCAGCCUAGCAGCAGCGGCCACUCACACCACCACCAGCAGCAGCAGCAGCAGCAGCAGCCGGACCCGCAGCAGCAGCGCCGCGGCUUCCUGGGCCUGACGCCCCCCACCCGCUCGCUGGUGCUGCGGCUGAGCGCGCUGUUCAGUCUGGACAGCCUGGCGGGCGGGCUGGUGACGGGCACACUGCUGGUCUACUUCUUCCAGACCAAGUACGGCGUGAGUACGGCCUACCUGGGUGGGCUGCUGUUCGGCGCCAACAUGCUGGCAGCCGUCAGUGCGCUGGCCAGCGGCUUCGUGGCGGCGCGGCUGGGGCUCAUCAACACCAUGGUGUUCACACACCUGCCCUCCAACGUGCUGAUGCUGCUGGUGCCGCUCAUGCCCUCCCUGGAGUCAGCCACCGCCAUGGUGUUCGCACGGUACUCCAUUUCGCAGGUCGCUAACCAGACAACACCGGCAGGUCUCAACCUGCGCGCCGGCGCCGCUUUGAAGGCGGCGCCGCGCUGUCCUCCUCCACGUGGCCUUAUGGAUGUGGCUCCCCGCUCGGCCUACGUGGCGGGUGUGGUGCCGGCUGACGAGCGCAGUGUGGCCAUGGGCGUCAUCAACAUAGCCAAGAGCCUGGGCGCCGCCUUCGGGCCGCUCAUCACAGGCUGGCUGGCUCAGCAGGGCUUGUUCGCCUGGGCCUUCUACCUGUGCGGCGGCGGCAAGAUUGUGUACGACCUGCUGCUGUACUUCCUAUUCUCGCACAUUCACCCGCAGCACUGAGACAGGGUUGAAAGCAACAGCGCGUCACAGAACUUGUACGGGCCAGUAACUCCACGCGUACCCGGGGAAUACUGUGUGCACUGGGGGUGAUCCAGUCGUCAUUUGUGAUCUCUGUUAUGCUUGGGAAAUGUGUGGAUGAGUGGGGUGGGAUGCGGACAGGUGCGGACCGUUGCGGACAAUCGUCAAGAGUGCAGACAGUCCUCCAUGGGGCGGGACUGCGCGCGUGCUGGUAGGUCAGUAGGGAGAGAGCACGGGGGGGGUGUAUUGACUUUGGGGUUCUGAAGGUACUGCUUUUAAGGACGCAGGAUGGGACUGGGCGUACAUUAUGGUGCAAAUGGCUAAUGUUGGAUUGUUUGGCAAGGGUGCAGCAGCGUCGGCCGAUUGCGGCUGGGGGUUACGUGUGUAACAUGAGAUUCAAUGAUGACUUGGUCGUUCACCGAUUUUACGGCUGGGUGGGUUGCCCUGCGCGGCAGGGAUCAAAGCGGCUAGCUGAGUGGCUGUCGAAUGAUGCUGCGAGGCUGCAGAGGGUGGCGUGCAGGACCGGGCUACAUGGCCUUGCAGUGUUCGCACGGCCGUACCGCAUACUUGCGAGAAGGUUGGGGAGAGGGCCAAGAUGGGCCGUGAAAGAACGUGUGCGUGAACGGGUUCGUGCCAACCAAGCACCCGGUCUCGUCCUUCAGUAUUAAUUGAGGACAUCCAGGAGAUAAUU